Messenger RNA from Leptosomus discolor (cuckoo roller), 372 nucleotides. NCBI's taxonomy places the organism in Eukaryota, Metazoa, Chordata, Aves, Leptosomiformes, Leptosomidae. The record is from RefSeq and is a predicted model, not a curated record.
AUGCUCAUUUUAGCUGAAAUCCAGCACUGCCUGGUUAACGCUGGCGAUGUGGGAUGUGGAGUGUUUGAAUGCUUUGAAAACAAUUCUUGCGAGAUCCGAGGCUUACACGAGAUCUGCAUGACGUUCCUGCACAACGCUGGGAAAUUUGAUGCACAGGGAAAAUCCUUCAUUAAAGACGCUCUGAAGUGUAAGGCUCAUGCCCUGAGGCAUAAAUUCAGCUGCAUCAGCCGUAAGUGCCCUGCCAUUAAAGAGAUGGUGUUCCAGUUACAGCGGGAGUGCUACCUGAAGCAUGACCUCUGCUCCGCUGCCAAGGAGAAUGUCCAGGUCAUUGUGGAGAUGAUUCACUUCAAAGACCUGCUGCAGCAUGAGUAA